This is a messenger RNA of Cladophialophora psammophila CBS 110553, 939 nucleotides long. RefSeq lists its product as uncharacterized. NCBI's taxonomy places the organism in Eukaryota, Fungi, Ascomycota, Eurotiomycetes, Chaetothyriales, Herpotrichiellaceae. Gene Ontology annotation, biological process: protein deubiquitination. The transcript has a single exon. Gene Ontology annotation, molecular function: cysteine-type deubiquitinase activity. The record is from RefSeq and is a predicted model, not a curated record. The coding region runs from base 1 to 939 and encodes 312 amino acids.
AUGGAAGAACUACUUGCGAAACACCGCAAGGAACAGCGAGACCUCCAGGCCAAGGUCACGCAGAAAAAGAAGAACGCGACCAAGAAGACCAGAAAGGGGGUGAACGACGAAUGUGAGAAACUCGAGCGAGAACUGGCAGAGAAGCAGCAAGCGGAGAUCCAGCAGCUCGAACCUGGAGAUCCGGAUGAACUAUUACAAGGCGCGGUGGAGGAUCUAAGCAUCGUUGACCAUGCCGUUGGAGAAGUCGUUCGCGGGCCAGAGCCUGAGCCAGAGCGAGUGAAACAGGGCGACAUCGCAGAACCAACGCCCGCGCCCACGUCCACGUCCACGCCCGCAGACCAGUCGCGACCUCGAAAACCAAACCGCCAAAAGGCAAGACUGGCACGUCGAGCAGCGGAGCAAGAGGCACAAGCCGCGGCCGCAGCUCUCGAGGCCGAGAACCUCCCCGACCUCCGCGAGCAAGAACUCUCCAGCAUGAAGCAACAGAUGAGCAAGCUGGGUCUCUCGGAAACUCUCAUCCGGCCUGACGGCCACUGUCUCUUCUCCGCCUGCGCACACAGCAUGCAUCCCGACCUCCUUGCAGCAAAAUCUGACCACACCAAAAAGGUGCCGUACCAGAAGGUCAGACACGCGGCGGCGGAGUUCAUGGCUCAACACCCCGACGAUUUUGGAGCGUUUAUGGAGGAGCCCUUGGACGCCUAUGUGAAAAAGAUUAGAGACACGGCAGAAUGGGGCGGCGAGUUGGAGUUGCAGGCCAUUGCGCGAUCAUACCAUGUGGACAUCAACGUGCUCCAAGCGGAUGGCCGGGUGGAAAGGAUCUCUGCUGGAUCAGAUACUCCGCACGACGGCUCAAGUGACACCAUCUGGCUUGCAUAUUACCGACACAGCUUUGGGCUCGGUGAGCAUUACAACGCAUUGAAGAAAGUGGACCAAAGCUGA